Bacillus rossius redtenbacheri is the source of this 1964-nucleotide messenger RNA. RefSeq names its product esterase E4-like. The transcript is spliced from 11 exons. Bases 174 to 1811 code for a protein of 545 amino acids. The record is from RefSeq and is a predicted model, not a curated record. NCBI's taxonomy places the organism in Eukaryota, Metazoa, Arthropoda, Insecta, Phasmatodea, Bacillidae.
AAAGUUUUUAUCUCGAGUGCGCUAGUUAGUAUUGUCUAAUGGGUUGAAAUAAGAUAACUGAAAUUGUAUUAAUUGUUUUGUUGUUUUUUUAUUGGGAAAGAUAAUGAUUACCUUUUUAACUACACAAAAUCUUGAAAUUAUUUCUUUUCUUUGCGAGCAACCUGUUGUGAACUAUGAGGAGUCUUAGUUUCUUGCUGGUGGCAUUCCACAUUUUCGUUGUCCUUCAGGCCAGCGAGUAUGUGACAGUGAAAGUUUCCCAAGGUACCUUGAAGGGUGAAGAGGAGGUCGGUACCUUUACCAAGGCAAAGUUCUAUGGAUUUAAAGGAGUGCCAUAUGCUAAGCCUCCACUCGGCAAGCUCAGGUUUAAGGCUCCAGAGGCACCCGCCUCUUGGUCGGGGGUGCGGGCGGCUCUCACAGAGGGUGCCAUGUGCAAGCAAGCAGACAACAGGGGCAGUGAGGACUGCCUGUUUCUCAACGUCUACACACCACAGCUCCCGGUGAGUGGCAAGAACCCCAAGCUGCCAGUCAUGGUGUGGAUUCAUGGUGGAGGAUUCACGGGAGGGUCCAGCAGCAGCAGCACCUACGGGCCCGAGUUCCUUGUGCAUGCUGAAGUGGUCCUGGUCACCAUCAACUACCGCCUGGGAGUCCUGGGCUUCCUCAGCCUCGAGGGUUCCGACGUGACGGCCAACAACGGGCUGAGGGACCAGCAGCAGGCGCUCAAGUGGGUGCAGCAGAACAUCGCCGAGUUCGGCGGCGACCCGGCCAAGGUGACGGUGUUCGGGCAGAGCGCCGGCGGGGCCAGCGUCCACUACCUGCUGAUGUCGCCGCUGUCCAAGGGUCUGUUCCAGCGGGCGAUAGACGAGAGCGGGUCGGCCUUCAACCCGUGGGCGUACAUGACCUCCCCGACGCAGCGAGCGCUCAGCCUGGCCAAGUACCUGGGCUACAAGGGCGCCAACAGCAGCCAGCUGGUCGCCGACUUCCUGCGAGGGGUCAGCGCUGCGGAGCUGGCCAACAACCAGCGUCAGGGCAAGCCCGACGAGAAGUACCCAUUCGUACCAACUGUUGAAAAGGGCGUGGCUUCUGGCGUGGCUUUUCUCCCCGACGAACCAAUCAAGUUGAUGAAGACAGGGAAGUUCUUGCACGUGCCUACUGUAAUUGGUUCCGGAUCGGCAGAAGCAAAAAUGUCUGCCCAAGCAAUGAACAAGUCCGCGGGCAACUGGAAGACUGUGAACGCCAACAUGGAGAACUUCGUGCCCUGUGACCUGGGGCUGGCCAAGGGUUCCACCAAGUCCCGCGAGAUCGCAGCACGCAUCAAGCACUUCUACUUCGGUAGCCAGGAUGUGUCGUCAAGCACAGUCCCGCAGUACUGCGACUUGGUUUCAGACACCAGGUAUGUAAGAGGAGUCUACAAAAAUGUCGUCGAAAUGAUUAGUCACUCCACAGCUCCAGUGUUCUACUACCAGUUCUCUUUCGAUGGAAAGAUAAACUACUCCUACAUGUCAGGGGCGACUUCCACUAUCAAAGGUGCAGGUCAUUCAGAUGAACUGUGCUACUUGUUUGACUGCAAGGCCUUCGACAAAAAGAACUUGAACGAAAAGUCACCAGAAGUGGUCACUCUACACAGAAUGGUGAACAUGUGGACCAACUUCGCAAAAACUGGGAACCCCACCUACCAAACCCUGUGGAGGCCCGCCACUUCGGCGGAGCGCUACUACCUCGACAUCGACACUCAGCUCACGCUCAAGAAGAACUUCGAGGAGAAGAGGAUGGCGUUUUGGGACCAGAUCUACCAAACUGCUGAAGCUGAUUAAGGAAUAGGCGCAAAAUCUUGGCCGACAACUUGGAGUAUCAAGUUUCUAGGAUUAAAUAAUUCCUUAUACCCGUCUGCUAAUAUUGUACCGACAUGUGUUUCAGAGCGUGUCUAAACUCAGUACGUAUAAUUAGAUAUAACCAUGCAAUUUAAA